Molecule: messenger RNA, 915 nt
Organism: Osmia lignaria (orchard mason bee)
Lineage: Eukaryota; Metazoa; Arthropoda; Insecta; Hymenoptera; Megachilidae
Gene: agt
Product: O-6-alkylguanine-DNA alkyltransferase
Biological process (GO): DNA repair
Molecular function (GO): methylated-DNA-[protein]-cysteine S-methyltransferase activity
Source: RefSeq, a predicted model, not a curated record
UUCGUCUAUUACGCGUUGAUAUAUUAUUACGUUAAGUUAGGUUUCAAAAGCACAGAAGUUAAACGUAUUAUUAAAUUCAGACGUCUUUACAGCAGUUUAAGUAGAAACUUCACGUUUGAAGUUGGAAGAACGUACAAGAACAUACUAAAAAUAUAUCGGGAAAGAUUUCAUUAUCACUAUGGUGCGUUAUCGAACUAUGACACCACAGGAAUAUAAGGAAAAUUCUAAUAAAUUCAAAAUAAAUUAUGGCAUCCAAUCGACACCCUUUGGAAAUUGUUUAAUCGGUAUAACUAAUACCGAUAAAGCUAUAGUAUACUUAGGGUUUGUCGAUAAAAGUACUGAAGAAUCAUUAUUGGGCUUACAAAACACCUGGAAUUUUUCUGAAUUAAUAGAAGACAAUGAAAAUGAAACAGAAGAAAUCGUACAAAAGAUCUUCAAUCAACGCGUGUUUAAUGAUGAUUCCAUUGUGGUUGUGUUAAAGGGAACGGAGUUUCAAAUCAAAGUCUGGGAGGCCUUGCUAAAAAUUCCAGAGGGUACAAUAAUUACGUAUGAACAAAUUGCGAAAAAUAUAGGGAAACCAACAGCUAGUCGCGCAGUUGGAAAUGCCGUGAUGAAAAACAGUAUUGCAUAUUUGGUGCCAUGUCAUAGAGUAGUAGGAAAAUCCGGCAGUAACAAAUAUACAUGGGGAACAAAUCGUAAAGAAAGUAUUUUAAUGCAUGAGCGAAAAUUUUUGAAUACUUAAGUUUGUUACUGCGGUAUUAUGCAUCAAGUAUAUAAUUUUUUGUUUUAUUUAAAUGUAAGCAAUGGUAUUAAUGUUAAGCAGAGUGAAAUAUCAUGUAUAAUUAUGAUUUAUACAGUAUUUUUUUGUUACCUUAAGUACUUACAUAAAUUAAAGUACCUACUACAGAUGUUUAA